Molecule: messenger RNA, 1155 nt
Organism: Candida dubliniensis CD36
Lineage: Eukaryota; Fungi; Ascomycota; Pichiomycetes; Serinales; Debaryomycetaceae
Gene: AGA1
Product: Aga1p
Exons: 1
Coding region: 1-1155 (384 amino acids)
Source: RefSeq, a predicted model, not a curated record
AUGGUUUCUGCAUCAACUAUCAAAGUUUUACCACCUGCUAAUGGUAAAAAAUUAUGGAGAGUUAGAAAAUCUACUCCAAAUACUCAUCAACGUAGUAAUAGCUUACCAGGUAAUAAAUCUUCAACAACUUUGCCAAUACUGCUGAAAUCUUCUAAUAGAUCAUGUUCUACUUCUUCAAUUGCAUCUACUACUGCUACCACACCUACUACCACUACUACUAAUAAUAAUAAUAAUAAUAAUUCAUCACCAAUGCAAAGUUCAUCAAUUGAAUGUUUAAAUAAUUCAUUGAAAAUUGUUGCUGCUGCUUCUAAAUUUACUAUUAAAAGACCUCCUUUAAGAAGACCAAAAAAUAAACCAGGUAAACCAAAGGAUUUUGUUUUUGUUGAUUUAUCACCAGUUCAAUCUGAUAAUUCUAGUGAAUCUGAACCUAAUGGUGGUAUUACUACUACUGUUUCCAAAUCAAGAAGAUCUAGUAAUAGUGGUAACUCUGCUACUGCUACUGCUACUGGUAAUAAAAUUGCUGCAAUUAAUGUGCCGGUUCUUCCUACUAAUGUUGUUGCACCAGCUACUCCAAUGACUACUUCCAAUUCUAUGAAUUCAAUUAAUGAUUUCAAUACCUAUGGUAAACCACCACCACCAGUAAAAGAUGCUAAUACUUAUAUUGGCGCUACUAAUAUGGAACCACUGUUAUCAUCAAAUGAUGGGUUUGGAUUACCUUCACCAGUUGAAUCAUUAGAUGAUUUUUUGAUUAGUGAAUUUGAUUUAUGGGAAAAUGAAGUUAAUUGGCAAUCAAUGAUUCCAAAUACCCAGCAACAACAACAACAACAACAACAAUCUACUAGUUCUGUUGUGUCGCCAAUAAUUCGUACUGAAAAUAAUCAACAACAACAACAACAAGGCCAAUAUGAACAAUAUUUUGAUAUUGUGCUGAUUGUACAACAACAACAAGAACAAAUACAAAAAUUACAACAACAAUUACAACAAAUAACCAAAUCAAACAACAACAAUAAUAAUAAUGGUAAUGGUAAUACUUUACCACAAAUUGAUAUGAUCAAUUCAAUUAUUAAUAAUAAUAUUGCUAAUAGUAUACCUAUACCAACAAGUUCAGCUACAACUACAACAACGAAUAAUGGGUUUAUGGAUUUUGUGUUUUAG